CAGUGGGGAUGGUGUGUUCAGGGUGAUGAGCUGUGUUGCUUUUACGCCAAACAUAACAUUUUGCAUUGUUGCCAAAAAGUUCAAUUUUGGUUUCAUCUGACCAGAGCACCUUCUUCCACAUGUUUGGUGUGUCUCCCAGGUGGCUUGUGGCAAACUUUAAACAACACUUUUUAUGGAUAUCUUUAAGAAAUGGCUUUCUUCUUGCCACUCUUCCAUAAAGGCCAGAUUUGUGCAAUAUACGACUGAUUGUUGUCCUAUGGACAGAGUGUCCCACCUCAGCUGUAGAUCUCUGCAGUUCAUCUAGAGCAGUGGUCACCAAACUACGGCCCGCGGGCCGGAUACGGCCCGUCAGCACAUUUGGCCCGGCCCUCUGAACAAUACCAGAGACGCUAUCGAAUUUUUUUCCUAUUUGGCCUCCAGAAAAAAAAUCCUAGGCCCGGCCCUGUCAAAGAGAGAACGGAAUAAUGGCGAAAAGGUUAGGUAAGAGAAAAAUUGAUUCAGAAUGCAGGGUAUUUAACCUGCAGUGGACAAACAAUUUUUUUUUUGUUCAAUGCAAAGAAAAGGCUGUUUGUCUCAUCUGUCAAGAGACGGUGGCGGUAUUCAAAGAAUACAAUCUUCGCCGACACUAUGAAUCCCGUCACAAAGACAAGUACGAUAGCUUGCAAGGCCAAAUACGAGCAGACAAACUCUCAAAGCUAAAAAGUGGACUACUAUCUCAGCAGAAUACAUUUGUACGCCAAGCUCAGCUGAACCAGGCAUCCGUUCGGGCCAGCUUUCGGGUUGCUAAACUGGUAGCAAGAAGCGGUAAGCCUUUCACUGACGGAGAGUUUGUUAAGAAAUGUAUGGAUGCUGUCGCGGAGGAGGUGUGUCCCGAGAAGAAAGAUGCAUUUAAUGCCGUAAGUCUGUCGGCGAGUACAAUCACCAGACGCGUUGAAGAAAUCGGGAGUAAUGUAUAUGCCCAGCUGCAGCAGAAGACGAAAGAAUUCGACUUUUUUUCAUUAGCACUGGAUGAGAGCACGGACGUGCAAGACACAGCGCAACUGCUCAUUUUUAUUCGUGGAGUUAGCGCAAACUUUGAGAUAUGCGAGGAGCUGGCAGCCCUCCAAAGUCUCAAAGGGACUACAACGGGAGAGGAUAUUUUUGACAAAGUGUGCCAAACCAUGGAGAAGUUGGACUUGGACUGGUCAAAGCUAACUAGCAUCACGACUGACGGGGCUCCUAGCAUGGUGGGCGAAACUCGCGGUCUAAUAGGACGCAUGAACCGGGAGUUGGAAAAAAGGGGUCUCACCGCCCCGCUACGAGUCCACUGCCUAAUUCACCAGCAAGCACUGUGCUGCAAAGUGUUGAAGUGGGAUUCUGUAAUGAAGGUUGUGGUGUCGUGCAUAAACUUCAUCAGAGCAAAGGGACUUAAACACAGGCAGUUCCAAGAAUUCCUGUCUGAACUGGAGUCUACGCACGGAGAUGUGCUGUACUACACAGAGGUCCGAUGGCUGAGCCGGGGCAGAGUUUUGAGGCGUUUUUACGAGCUGCUACCCGAAAUUAACGCAUUUCUUCAUUUAAAAGACAAAACGGUCCCAGAGCUGAUCGACCCAGAAUGGAAAUGGCACCUCGCAUUUUUAACAGACGUGACAGAAAUACUUAACAGCCUUAACUUGCAGCUACAAGGCGAGGGGAAACUCAUUUGCGACAUGUAUUCACACAUAAAAGCAUUUGAGGUGAAAUUAGCGCUGCUUUUGGAACAAGUGAAAAGCGCAACUUCGUCCAUCUUCCUGCUACCCAAAACCUGUCGACAGAGAACCCAGCGGUCCCGUUCCCAGCUGAAAAGUGCGUGGAAGCACUGGAAAUGCUGAAGGCGGAGUUCGGUGUGCGAUUCAGUGAACUACAUGUUCAUGCAAAAGAAAUCCGUCUUUUUCAGAACCCCUUUGUUGCCGACAUUGAUGAAGCCCAGCCUUCAUAUCAGUUUGAGUUGGCUGAGUUACAGAACUGUGAUGUUCUGAAAGACGCAUUCAAGCCCAACAGUCUCAUUGACUUCUAUGCCGCCCUCCCAAACGACACAUAUCCAAACAUCAAAAACACGCAAUGAAAAUGUCCACAGUUUUUGGCAGCACGUAUAUCUGCGAGAAAACCUUUUCUCGCAUGAAACUGCUGAAAACCCCGAUGAGAUCAAGAUUGACAGAUGAACAUUUGCAUCAGUGCUUGAGACUGGCUGUAACUAGAAUGGAACCUGAUAUUCAACUUCUCACCAGCCAGAUGCAGGCCCACAGUUCACACUGAUGAACAUACAUAGGGAAGUUGAUGAGAGAGAGCUGCAAACAGCGGUGUCUACAAGCCUACUGGAACCUACAAAAGGAUUAUAAGGAAGGAACACAAGAACUUUAAGAGACUGCUCAUAUGUGUCAGAGAGAUUCUGCUCUGACAACUGAGCUGAACUUUUAUCUGUUAAGAUUGUGCAUGGCACGACAGAAAGUUAAUGUUCCAUGGCUUUUUUUUCUAUGAAGAACCCAGAGAGAGUUAUUUAGUUAUUAUUUAUUUCCUGUUUUUUCUGUGAAGAACUCAGAGAGGGUUAUUUAGUUAUUAUUUAUUUCAUUAAUAGUGUUAUUAUUUGUUUCCUGACUUUUUUUCUGUAAAGAACCUGGAAAGGGUUAUUUGGUUAUGUGUGGCUUUCUGGAAAACAAUACAUUUUUUAAGCUCCCCUACGAUCGUCACACUUUUUCUGUUACAAACUGACACCGGCCCCCCAUCAGAGAAGGGAAAAGUUAUGUGGCCCUCACAGGAAAAAGUUUGGGGACCCCUGAUCUAGAGUGAUCAUGGGCCUCUUGGCUGCAUCUCUGAUCAGUCUUCUCCUUGUAUGAGCUGAAAGUUUAGAGGGACGGCCAGGUCUUGGUAGAUUUGCAGUGGUCUGAUACUCCUUCCAUUUCAAUAUUAUCACUUGCACAGUGCUCCUUGGGAUGUUUAAAGCUUGGGAAAUCUUUUUGUAUCCAAAUCCGGCUUUAAACUUCUUCACAACAGUAUCUCGGACCUGCCUGGUGUGUUCCUUGUUCUUCAUGAUGCUCUCUGCGCUUUUAACGGACCUCUGAGACUAUCACAGUGCAGGUGCAUUUAUACGGAGACUUGAUUACACACAGGUGGAUUGUAUUUAUCAUCAUUAGUCAUUUAGGUCAACAUUGGAUCAUUCAGAGAUCCUCACUGAACUUCUGGAGAGAGUUUGCUGCA
Molecule: messenger RNA, 3213 nt
Organism: Oncorhynchus nerka (sockeye salmon)
Lineage: Eukaryota; Metazoa; Chordata; Actinopteri; Salmoniformes; Salmonidae
Product: general transcription factor II-I repeat domain-containing protein 2-like
Exons: 2
Coding region: 465-1850 (461 amino acids)
Source: RefSeq, a predicted model, not a curated record